Molecule: messenger RNA, 6297 nt
Organism: Canis lupus familiaris (dog)
Lineage: Eukaryota; Metazoa; Chordata; Mammalia; Carnivora; Canidae
Gene: CCDC18
Product: coiled-coil domain containing 18
Exons: 27
Coding region: 2087-6178 (1363 amino acids)
Source: RefSeq, a predicted model, not a curated record
GCGGUGACUGCUCCUGGGAAGGUGAAAACGGGCCUACCUGGGGGAGUUUUCCUUUUCCCUCCCGGCACGUUCGGACGCCCUUCGUACGGGCUUCACCCUUGGCUGCGCGCGCUGCUCCGCAGGGUUGUGUUUCACUUGAGAAACCCGAGAGGUGGAUGUCAUAUUUUCCUGUCCUUCCAGGUGAACGUAGGAUCAGUCCUGUCAAAUUGAGAUUUGUUGGUAACAGGACACUACAACGUAAGUCUACGGCCUCCUUCCAAGAUGAGGCAUCUUUUCCCACCACAGCCCGUCCUAUUACAUACAAGGUUUAUAAACGACACCUGUUUUUCGGUGUCGACGGGUGUACGUGCGCGUCAAGCUACCAGCGCGUCAGUAAGGCCAGAGGAUGAUCUCGUCAGGGCAUGUAGGUAGCGUGAUGUACUUUUCCACAUAUGUACAGGCACUGGAGAUAGACUUUUGUAACUACUCUAAGUUGAAGGGAAGAAAAAUCUUCAUUUGACGAUAAAUGGUCCAGUAGGGGGGAAAAAAUCUAAAAGCGCAUGUAUUCAUUGCUACUUAAGAAGUGGUAGGGAACUGUUAACAUAAAAAAUACACAAGAUGCUGUACGUGAAACGUGACUUCGUUGAAACGUAGUAUCGAGUGACGUUUUAGAAUUUAUCCAAAUUGUACCCUUUUUUCCUUCACCAUUCUGUAGGAAGCUAGAGAUGUUGAAAAGAUAAAGCAGAAUGGGGACCUGAUCCACUGAGUUUUGUACGGGGCGGUCUUCUCACUAAAGCAGAAGCAAAUUUGUGCAAACGAAAGGGGAAAAAAACAAAAACAUUUUCUCUGCGAUUACAUAGCGUCUCAUUUAAUUUCCUGCCACAGUUUCUUACAAUAAAGUGAGGGCUUUUAAUCUUCCUCCUUACACCUGAGGAAUUUUGAGUGGAGAAUAAAUUUACCAUGCUAUUUUAGCUGGAUGAGGGGAAGAAAGGGCAAUUAAGCAAUCAUUUAUUCACUGAACAUAUUGAGCUUCUGGAAGUGCUUUCCAGCCCAGAACAUAGUACAUUGAGACUCCUAACCUUUUGGAGCUUGAGAUGUGGUCAGAAUUCUAGAAGGGUGAUGAAAGAGAGAUGCUACAAUGACAAAGGUAAAUACGAUCUGAAAGAGGAUAAUUUUAAGAUGCAUAAAGAUCUAUGCAGGAGCAGUAGAGAUUUUAAAGCCUUAAUUUUUAUUAUAUCACAUUAAUAUGUAUUUUAAUACAUAAUGAUUAUAUGUUUUUAUUAUUAAUAAUGUGGCCCUUUAUCAUGACUUCUAUGUGCAAAGGUUAGUAGAGAAUUUCACAAUCUAGAGAUACUUGAAGAAAGAAAAACUUUUCUUCACGUAUUUCUAUGCAUUAACUUGUCAUAUGCCAUUUUGAUCUCUAUGGUUGUGAAGUGAAUGUGUUUUUAAAAUUUUAUAACUUGUGAAUGGGAGAAGGAGAUAACCUUUAUUUGGUAGUAAAUUGCCAUUAAGAAAAUACAAGAGACUAUAAUGAUACCAAUUUUAUCAGAUUUCUAGAGCUUGUAACUUAUGUAAGUUCAAGCAGCUCAUCUUGAAUUAAUCUAUAAUAAGUUAGAAAUUGCAGUGUGACAUAAUUAAAAGGUCUUUGGAUCCUGAUGACUUAGGUUCAAAUCUUGUUUCCAACAUUUAGAGUUUAUGUGACCUUGAGCAAAUUAAUUUGCCUUAUUCUUAGUUUCUUCAUCUUUAACAUAGAAUAAAACACUUAAUGCACAGUAUUGAUAGAAAGAUUAAAUGUGCUUAGAAAAGGGAAACUUUCCAUUUCCAUGGCUUUAUACUGCAGAGAAAUUCAUUGUUUCUGGGGUUUUAUUUUGUUUAAAAUUACUGUGAAAGAUUGCACAACAUUUGUGAUAAAUAGAAAAUUAAUGAGUUAAAUUCUACUGGUGUGAGAAUGUUUUGACUGAUACCACAGACUCUUUCUGGCAAGAAAUUCACUUCUUUUUUUUAAAGAAAUGGAAUCUAGUUCAUCAGACUACUGUAAUAAAGACAAUGAAGAAGAAAGUUUGCUUGCAAAUGUUGCUUCCUUAAGACAUGAACUGAAGAUAACAGAAUGGAGUUUGCAGAGUUUAGGGGAAGAGUUAUCCAGAUGUCUUUUUCAUCUACCCCCAUGGAUCAGGAGAUCAGAAGUCUUCGAGAGAAACUUAACAAACUCAGACAACAGAAUGCUUGUUUGGUCUCACAGAAUCAUUCUUUAAUGACUAAAAUGGAAUCUGUCCAUUUUGAAUUAACACAGUCAAGAGCAAAAGUUUCUAUGCUUGAAUCUGUUCAACAACAGGCAGCCAGUGUGCCAAUCUUAGAAGAACAGAUUAUAAAUUUGGAAGCAGAAGUUUCAGCACAAGAUAAAGUUUUGAGAGAGGCAGAAGAUAAAUUAGAGCAGAGCCAGAAAAUGGUGAUUGAAAAGGAACAAAGUUUGCAAAAGUCUCAAGAUGAAUGUAUAAAGUUAAAGGUGGACUUACUUGAACAAAGUAAACAAGGAAAGAGAGCUGAACGACAAAGGAAUGAAGCACUAUAUAAUGCCGAAGAGCUGAGUAAAGCUUUCCAACAUUAUAAAGAAAAAGUGGCUGAAAAACUGGAAAAGGUGCAAGUUGAAGAAGAAAUAUUAGAGAAAAAUCUAAUUAGCUGUGAAAAAGAAAAUAAAAGGCUACAGGAAAAGUGUGGUCUAUAUAAAAGUGACCUUGAAAUUCUGAAAGAGAAAUUAAGGCAGUUAAAAGAAGAAAAUAACAAUGGUAAGGAAAAAUUAAGGAUCAUGGCAGUGAAAAAUUCAGAAGUUAUGGCACAACUAACUGAAUCUAGACAAAGUAUUCUGAAGUUAGAGAAUGAGUUAGAAGACAAGAAAGAAGUACUUAGAGAAAAAUUUUCUCUAAUGAAUGAAAACCGAGAAUUAAAACUCCGUGUUGCAGCACAGAAUGAGCGACUGGAUUUGUGUCAGCAAGAAAUAGAAAGUUCAAGGGUGGAACUGAGAAGUUUGGAAAAAGUUAUGUCCCAAUUGCCAUUAAAAAGAGAAAUGUUUGGUUAUAAAUCAUCUCUUUCUAAACACCAGAUGAGUAGUUUGUCAAACAAGGAAGAUAUUGGCUGCUGUGAGGCAAAUAAAAUGGUGAUUUCAGAAUUGAGGAUUAAGCUGGCAAUAAAGGAGGCAGAAAUUCAAAAGCUUCAGGCAAACUUGGCUGCAAAUCAAUUAUCUCAGAGUCUUAUUGGUUAUAAUGACAAACAAGAAAGUGGCAAAUUAAAUAGUUUAGAGACAGAACCAGUAAAACUAGGAGGUAAUCAAUUAGCAGAAAGAAUAAAAGACCGUCAACAUACUAUGAGCAAGCAAUAUGAAAAAGAAAGGCAAAGACUUGCUUCUGGAAUAGAAGAACUACGUACUAAGUUGAUGCAAAUAGAAGCUGAGAAUUCUGAUUUGAAGGUUAAUAUGGCUCACAGAACUAGUCAGUUUCAGCUGAUACAAGAGGAGCUGCUAGAGAAAGCUUCAAGCUCUAGCAAACUGGAAAGUGAAAUGACAAAGAAAUGUUCUCAACUUUUAACUCUCGAAAAACAGCUGGAAGAAAAAAUUGUUGCUUAUUCCUCUAUUGCUGCAAAAAAUGCAGAACUAGAACAGGAGCUUAUGGAAAAGAAUGAAAAGAUAAGAAGUCUAGAAACUAAUAUCAAUACAGAACAUGAGAAAAUUUGUUUAGCUUUUGAAAAGGCCAAGAAAAUUCAUCUUGAACAGCAUAAAGAAAUGGAAAAGCAGAUUGAAAGACUUGAAUCUCAACUAGAGAAGAAAGACCAACAGUUUAAAGAACAAGAAAAGACUAUGUCCAUUUUGCAGCAAGAUAUAAUAUGUAAACAGCAUCAUCUUGAAUCACUAGACCGACUCUUGACAGAAAGCAAAGGGGAGAUGGAAAAGGAAAACAUGAAAAAAGAUGAAGCUUUGAGAACAUUACAGAACCAAGUAUCUGAAGAAACAAUCAAGGUCAGACAACUAGAUUCAGCACUGGAAAUUUGUAAGGAAGAACUUGCCUUGCAUUUGAAUCAAUUAGAAGGAAAUAAGGAAAAGUUUGAAAAGCAGCUAAAGAAGAAAUCUGAAGAGGUAUACUGCUUACAGAAAGAACUAAAGAUAAAAAAUCACAGUCUUCAAGAGACUGCUGAGCAGAAUGUUAUUCUACAGCAUACUCUUCAGCAACAGCAGCAAAUGUUACAACAAGAAACAAUUAGAAACGGAGAGCUAGAAGACAUUCAAACUAAACUUGAAAAACAGGUAUCAAAACUGGAACAAGAGCUUCAAAAACAAAGGGAAAGUUCAGCUGAAAAGUUGAGAAAAAUGGAGGAGAAAUGUGAAGCAGCCACACGUGAAGCUGAUUUGAAAAGGCAAAAAGUUAUUGAGCUUACUGGUACUGCCAGACAAGUGAAACUUGAGAUGGAUCAGUACAAAGAAGACCUAUCUAAAAUGGAAAAAGAAAUAAUGUACCUAAAACGAGAUGGAGAAAAUAAAGUAAUGCAUCUCUCUCAGUUAGACAUGAUCUUAGAACAGACAAAGACAGAACUAGAUAAGAAGACAAAUUCUGUGAAGGAAUUAGAAAAAUUACAGCACCACACUGAAACUGAACUAACAGAAGCUUUGCAGAAACGGGAAGCAUUAGAAUCUGAACUCCAGAAUGCUCAUGGAGAAUUAAAAAGUACUUUAAGACAACUUCAGGAAUUGAGAGAUGUACUACAGAAGGCUCAAUUAUCAUUAGAGGAAAAAUACUCUACUAUAAAGGAUCUUACAGCUGAACUUAGAGAAUGCAAAAUGGAGAAUGAAGAUAAGAAGCAAGAACUCCUUGAAAUGGAUCAGGCACUUAAGGAGAGAAAUUGGGAACUAAAGCAAAGAGCAGCUCAAGUUACACAUUUGGAUAUGACUAUUCGUGAGCACAGGGGAGAAAUGGAACAGAAAAUAAUUAAAUUAGAGGGUACUCUGGAGAAAUCAGAAUUGGAACUUAAAGAAUGCAACAAACAGAUAGAAAGUUUGAAUGAAAAAUUGCAACAUUCCAAAGAACAGCUUCGAGAAAAAGAAUUUGUAACACUACAAAAUGAACAGGAGAUAAGCCAACUGAGAAAGGAAAAUGAACGAACACAACAAAAGAUGAAAGAAAUGGAAAGUGUUAUGAAAGAACAGGAACAGUACAUUGCAACUCAGUACAAGGAAGCCAUAGAUAUGGAUCAAGAAUUGAGGCUGACUCGGGAGCAGAUGCAGAACUCUCAUACAGAACUGAUGGAAGCUCGUUGUCAACAAGUUCAAGCACAGAGAGAAAUAGAAAGGCUCUCUAGUGAACUGGAGGAAAUAAGGCAACUCUCUAAAGAAAAAGAAGCUCAUGGACACCAUUUAGCUGAAGAGUUGGGGGCUUCUCAAGUACGUGAAGCUCAUUUAGAAGCAAGAAUGCAAGCAGAAAUCAAGAAAUUGUCAGCAGAAGUAGAAUCUCUCAAAGAAGCUUAUCAUCUGGAGAUGAUUUCACAUCAAGAGAACCAUGCAAAGUGGAAGAUUUCUGCUGAUUCUCAAAAGACUUCUGUUCAGCAACUAAAUGAACAGUUAGAGAAGGCAAAACUGGAAUUAGAAGAAGCUCAGGACACCGUAAGCAAUUUGCAUCAGCAAGUCCAAGACAGGAAUGAAGUAAUUGAAGCUACAAAUGAAGCAUUACUUAUUAAAGAAUCAGAAUUAACCAGAUUACAAGCCAAAAUUUCUGGACGUGAAAGGGCAGAAGACAUUAAGUUUCUACCAGCCCUGCUUGCAUCUGCAACAGAAAUUAUGCCUGACAUUCAAGAUCCAAAAUUUGCUAAACAUUCUCACACAGCCUUUUUCAAGUGUAGAAAACUGCGUCGCUCUAUUAGUGCCAGUGACCUUAAUUUCAAGACUCAUAGUGAUGAAGAUCUUUCCGAAGAAUUACUGCAGGACUUAAAAAAAAUGCAGUUAGAACAGCCUUCAACAUUAGAAGAAAGCCAGAAGGAUCUGACUUAUACCCAGUCAGACUCAUUUAAACCUCUCACAUAUGACCUAGAAGAUGAUAGUUCUGAGAAUAAUGACUUCAGUACUCUCAGUGGAAUGCUAAGAUACAUAAACAAAGAAGUGAGACUAUUGAAAAAGUCCUCUAUGCAAACAGGUGCUGGUUUACCUCAGGGAGAAAAUUUGUAAUUAAAUGAAGAUAUUGAUGUGAUGAAAAAUGAGAUUUUUGGUACUGUGUUUAUUACAUGUAGCUCAUACUUCAUAGAAGCUGUUACUUUAUUGCUUUUGAAUAAAUUUUUAUUUCAGUA